AAGCAUCACCGUUCUCAUUCUAGGGUUUUCAGUUUAUUGCUUGUGCUGUGUUUGGAUCUAUUACCGCCCCAAAAUCAACUUCUUACAGAAUCAUCACUAUGACUGCUCAAACUCAAGAAGAGCUUCUCGCUGCUCAUCUCGAACAACAAAAGAUCCAUCAUGAUGAGCCUGUAGUUGAAGAUGAUGAUGACGAGGAGGAUGAGGAAGAUGAUGAAGACGAUGAUGAGGAAGAUGACAAUGCAGAAGGUCUUGACGUUGAUGCAUCUGGUAGGUCCAAGCAGACCAGAAGUGAAAAGAAGAGUCGUAAGGCAAUGCUUAAACUUGGAAUGAAGUCUGUUACUGGUGUCAGUCGUGUGACAGUCAAGAAAAGCAAGAAUAUCUUGUUCGUCAUCUCAAAACCAGAUGUUUUCAAGAGCCCAACUUCCGACACCUACAUUAUAUUUGGAGAAGCUAAGAUUGAAGACUUGAGCUCACAGCUACAAACUCAGGCAGCUGAGCAGUUUAAGGCUCCUAAUUUGAGCAAUGCAGGAGUGAAGCCAGAAUCCUCGGGUAUUGCUCCGGAAGAAGAAGAUGUCGACGAGACUGGUGUAGACCCCAAGGAUAUUGAGUUGGUGGUGACUCAAGCUGGUGUGCCAAGAUCAAGAGCUGUUAAAGCUCUCAAAGCUGCCAACGGAGACAUUGUUGCCGCCAUUAUGGAGCUCACUAAUUAAUGGUAGUACUUUAGAUUUUGGAAUUUGGAGCUAUUUUUCUUUGCUGGUCAAUUUUUUUUGCUCUUGUUCGGUUUGAAAUAGUGGUUUGCCAAUCUUUACCUUUGCUUUGUUCUAUUUUCUGUGUAAUUGCACUUGCGAAAUGAGAAAAAAACUAGACAUUUGCUCUA
Messenger RNA from Trifolium pratense (red clover), 877 nucleotides. RefSeq names its product nascent polypeptide-associated complex subunit alpha-like protein 1. Gene Ontology annotation, cellular component: nascent polypeptide-associated complex; cytoplasm. The transcript has 4 exons. The record is from RefSeq and is a predicted model, not a curated record. Bases 99 to 710 code for a protein of 203 amino acids. Gene Ontology annotation, biological process: protein targeting to membrane. Lineage: Eukaryota; Viridiplantae; Streptophyta; Magnoliopsida; Fabales; Fabaceae.